UACUGUUGCUAGGGCUCUUUAUUUUAAUAUUUUAUUUUAUGUCCUAUUUAUUUGCAUCCCUUUGAAGAGUGUUUGGCCUCCCAGGGAGCUUUGUUUUGGGGGUAAAGGAGGACCGUUUUUGACGAGCCACCUCCUCAUCCCCCCCUUACAUAAAUGUUUGCGUGCCGUUAGUGCUCUCGUUCUCGGUCAACCCCCCUCUCCCUCUGAAUAGGUUUGCUGAGUCUGACACGCAGACAUCUCACAGGCCCAUGCACACAUAGACACAGGCAGACCUGGACAUUAUCUCACGCGCACUCAAACACUCGUAUGCAUACAUAAUUGUACAGACGGACCUCAACCUCCUCCCCCCCUCACCCACCAACCCUCUCACCCCCCACUAUCUGAUGACUUCCCGGCGUAGAUGUGGACGUGAAACGACUGUAGCAUCAUCAUCAUCCUCAACACUGUCAUCAUCACCAUCCUCCUCCUCUUCCUCACUACCACCAUGUCCUCGUCGUCGCGCAAGAUCUCCUCCGAGUCGUUCAGCAGCUCGGUGGGCUCGGACUGCGGGCUCGAGAGCCCCGGGGGAGACGGAGGAGACGGCGGGUUGGAGCCGGCGGAGGAGAGCCGAGGCUGCCCCUUCUCCUCCUUCCACUCCUCCCACAGAGCGGUGCUCUGGAACGGACGCAGCCCCGCCGAAAGGUCGGCGUGCCCGGCGGGCGAGGAGCAGCAAGUGCCCCACAAGAGGGUCACCAGGAGGAGACGGGUGAACCUGGACUCGCUGGGGGAGAGCCUGAGGAGACUGACCUCACCCACGACAUCGACUGUUCAGGAGGCUCUGCAGCGAACUCUACAAUUCUACAGACAACAAGAGAUCAGGUGUCAGGAAGUUGGCAGUGAGCAGAGACGAAGAGAGAGGAAUGAGGAAAAGUGCCCAUUUCUAGAAAAUUCUGGUUCAGAAGAAGAUGUCCUGCAAAUCCUGCAGUACAUGGCCACCAUACUGGGAGUCCCAUUUUGUGAGCUGCGAGAGCAUUUCGGAGAGGAGUUCUUUGGCCUCUGCUUUGAAGAAAAUGAACGAGUGCUGCGGGCCGUAGGCGGCAACCUCCAGGACUUCUUCAAUGGCUUUGACACUAUUUUGGAACACAUUCGCACCUCCACGGGGCGCCGUGCCUCAUCAGAGAGCCCCUCCUUCCAGUGCAAGGAUCCCUAUGAGGAGGAGAAGGGGAGAAGAAAAUUGGACAAAGUUGGAGAGCGCAGAGAAAGAGAUGGGAAAGGGAAGGUGUUGCUUCUUCAUUGUUUCAACCCUGCCCCUGUUGUUGGAUUGGUCAUGCCAGGGUUGAUCAGAGCUGUUGCCAGGCGAAUCUUUCAUUCAGAGGUUGAGGUGGAAGAGGUGCCACCUCUAACUCCCUUAUUGCCUAAUGAAGAUACAGAACACACAGACGGUGAAUCCACCACCCCCACCCCAACUGCGUCCCCCACUGCCUCACCCUCCUCAUCCCCGUCCCCUCCCUCUCCUUUUCCAACCUCUGUUCCCACAGUUUGCAUAUCCUUCCAAAUCCAGGAGACAAGUCCUCCCUCCAUCUCCUCUCUCCCAAAUGCUGCCUCAGUGAGCUCUAAACGUCCCCCUCUCUCACUCUCCACAAACCCCAGUGAUCUGCGCAUUGGCCUGGCGACAUUUUGCCGUGCCUUCCCGUUUCACCUUGUCCUGGGGCCUUGCAUGGAGCUACUGCAGCUCGGAGAAGGACUGAGGAGACAGGCUCGCAUUGAGCCUCACCGGAGCCUGUCGUUCAGGGACUGUUUUGAGAUUGUCUCACCCAAAAUGGAGCCUUCGUUCCAGGGAAUCCUGCUGAGGCUUGCAUCGCCGUUUACCAUCCGUACCAGGCCCGAUACCACACAGGCUGGCACCAAGGAGAAGGUCAUGGAGUUGAAGGGUCAGAUGAUCCAUGUGCCGGAGUCCUGCUCCCUGAUGUUUCUGGGCUCGCCCCGUGUUGAUAAGCUGGAGGAGCUGAUGGGCAGGGGCCUCCAUCUGUCAGACAUCCCCAUCCAUGAUGCCACGCGGGACGUUAUCCUGGUGGGGGAGCAGGCUAAGGCCCAGGAUGGCCUGAAGAAGAGAAUGGACAAACUUAAGGCCACAUUAGAGCGGACUCACCAGGCACUGGAGGAGGAAAAGAGGAGAACCGUAGAUCUCCUUUAUUCCAUAUUUCCAGGUGAUGUGGCUCAGAAACUGUGGCAGGGUCAGCCAGUGCCCGCUCGCAAAUUUGAUGAUGUUACCAUGCUGUUCUCAGACAUCGUGGGUUUUACUGCUGUGUGUGCCCAGUGUACACCCAUGCAGGUCAUCUCCAUGCUGAAUGAGCUUUACACACGCUUCGACUACCAGUGUGGUAUUCUGGAUGUUUAUAAGAUUGAGACAAUAGGCGAUGCCUACUGUGUGGCAGGAGGACUUCACAAGAAGGUUGAAAGUCAUGCGAAGCCAAUUGCACACAUGGCUCUGAAGAUGAUGGAACUUUCUGAGGAAGUGCUGACACCUGAUGGGAAACCUAUCAAGUUAAGAAUAGGUAUCCACACAGGUUCGGUGCUGGCAGGUGUGGUCGGAGUUAAAAUGCCACGUUAUUGCCUGUUCGGGAACAAUGUUACGCUGGCCAGUAAGUUUGAAUCGGGGAGCCAUCCGAGGUGUAUCAAUGUCAGUCCCACAACUUACCUGUUGCUGAAAGAUGACCGCUCUUUUUCAUUUGUCCCCCGCUCGCGGCUGGAGCUCCCAGAGAAUUUUCCCAAAGAGAUCCCAGGGACAUGUUACUUCCUGGAGGCGGGCACAUCUCACAGCCAUGCCUCUUUGACCAGUUCUCGCUCCGCUCCCCCAGCCUCUAUGAGGAAAGUCUCCUACAGCAUCGGGACCAUGUUUCUAAGAGAAACAAGUUUGUAGGUACCACACACAGACUAGGAUACGCAGUUAUUGAUUAUGUGAGAGGCUGGAUUUGAAACUGUGGGACAUGCAGGAAACAGAUCACACAGAUCUUUGGAUAUGCAAAUGCGUUCUGUGAAAACUUGCAUUUAGACCUGUGGGAUAGCCUAUAGAUGACACUUAAAAAAUACUGUCAUUAUGGGUGGAAAAGAACAACAUGCCCUCAUCUCCCUUGGGCAAGGGAGAUAUGACUCUAAUGACUCUAAAGACUUGAGGAACAGCAACUGUGCUCAUCUCACAUGAACCCUUCUCCAAGGACAAUGAUGGGGGCAAUUAGCAGAGAAACCCUGAUAUAAAACUUAGUGAUUUAGCUGGAUUCCUCAGCUCCAUACCUGGUUCUCUCUCCCAGAUAAUAUCUUGACGUUGGUCUACAGGCAACAAUGUUCGGAGAAAACCUGGAGAAACCAUUAACAUGACCAGUGUUGCACCCAUCGUAAAGAACAAAUCCACUUUCCAUUAACAAAGUGGAUGCUGAGGUAUGAAGUUGUGUGAACUUGGCAACAUUGUCACAAAUGUUUGCUGUGCAUCAUGGCCUCUUGUGCAAGAAAGACCACCACUGAACAACAAUACAACUCCCAUUCCUCCCCUUCCCUAAAUCAUGUCAUGCUUACCAAACAUCUGCUGCUCGUUACAUCCAUCCAACAACCAGUUGGUUGAUGUUGAAAGAGACGGAAGAGAGGCGCAAACAAAGAGAUAGGUUUAUAUAGGGGUCAUCAAAGGACAAAUGCCAAAAACACUAAUGCUAAGCUGAUCUUAGAGCCUUCUCUGCUGCUAACCUACAGCAAACUAUAACCCACAACAAUCCAGCCAUUUCAUUGCAGGUAAUAUGUUUAGGACUGAAAAUUAUUCCCAGCUCAGUGCCUUUUUACUGCUCAAAUCAGGACAAAGACAAGAUGAAUUAAUUUUAAAUAUUUGAAAAUAAAGAAAAAAAAAACAUUAGAGGCGCUUAAUUAACUUUAUUGUUUCAGACUUUUUAUGGCAUUUCUGUGCUGUUAGCUUCACCAGAGAGUGAUAGAUUUGAUUGAGGAAUGGCAUGUGCCAAACGUUAUGAACCACAUUUGGACCUGUGAUGUCGCAAGUAACGGCAGGCCAGCGCCUUUUCCCACCAAGCCACCAGGAGUCCCAACUGUUUAUUUUUAGACAGUCAUAAGUAACUGGCAAGCUAAAUCAAGCGCUUCUCAAAUAGUUCAAGUAUUUGAAAUUCUAUUCAUCUGUUUUUGUUUUUAAUUUUUUUGGUCCAGAUCAACAAAUAAAUACAUACAGUAUAGUACUAAUAAUAUGUGCUAUACUAACUUAGACACAUAGUCACAGUGUGCAUGCCUGACACAGUUCACAUUAACAUAAUGUUUUUUAAUUGCAUUGUUUUUUUUACCACUCUGAUAUAAAGUAUACAUUAGC
Plectropomus leopardus (leopard coralgrouper) is the source of this 4336-nucleotide messenger RNA. It is a transcript of the gene gucy1a2, whose product is annotated as guanylate cyclase 1, soluble, alpha 2. Gene Ontology annotation, biological process: cGMP biosynthetic process; response to oxygen levels. Gene Ontology annotation, cellular component: guanylate cyclase complex, soluble. The record is from RefSeq and is a predicted model, not a curated record. NCBI's taxonomy places the organism in Eukaryota, Metazoa, Chordata, Actinopteri, Perciformes, Serranidae. Gene Ontology annotation, molecular function: heme binding; guanylate cyclase activity.